Anopheles cruzii is the source of this 3595-nucleotide messenger RNA. Its product is annotated as nardilysin-like. Bases 56 to 3142 code for a protein of 1028 amino acids. NCBI's taxonomy places the organism in Eukaryota, Metazoa, Arthropoda, Insecta, Diptera, Culicidae. Gene Ontology annotation, biological process: proteolysis. The transcript has 10 exons. Gene Ontology annotation, molecular function: metalloendopeptidase activity; calcium ion binding. The record is from RefSeq and is a predicted model, not a curated record.
CCGGAUCUCUGUGCCGACUCUCGACCCGCGGAUCAAACCGACGCCUGCUGCGACGAUGAGUGCUUCGGUUUGGUUAUUUAAUAAAUAUCAUGUGUUGAUGUUUGUGGUGGCAGCGAGUUUGCUGUUCGCACGUGUCGCUUCCCGAAAUCCGCGAUACGGACCCACGUUAAUGACCCGAAAGCGCCCGGCCGCGGCAAUCGAUGGUGGAUCGGUUUUGGCGGGCACCGCAAGCAAGAUGGUGGUUACGCGCGACUGCUCCCCAGCUUCGAUGACGGCGGCAGCGGCUGCGGAGGCCACGAACAGUGUCGCUCACGACGAGGAGGACGGGGGACACCGCAAUCCGCCGGUGCGCUACUUGCCCGUACCGGAUCAAUCGUUUUCCGACCAUAAGCAGUACAGAUCGAUACUGCUGGCAAACGGUUUGCAUGCAUUGUUAAUUUCCGAUCCAACGGAGAACGUAAUCAAAAGUGACGCGGGUGGCGCGGACGGCGGCAAAAGCAGCACCGACGGUGGCACCGCAUCCGCCUCGUCGUCGUCGUCGUCGUCCGAUGCUGAAGAAGCGAGCGAAGAGGAGGACAACAACUCCGGCGAAGAGGAUGGUGACGACAGUGGCAGUGAUAGUGAGUCGAUUGGCCGUGACGGGACGGCGGGAGCAAAGCUGGCGGCCGCGGCGCUCAGCGUCGGGGUGGGCUCCUUUAGCGAUCCGCGGAACGUGCAGGGACUGGCGCACUUUCUGGAGCACAUGAUAUUCAUGGGAAGCAAAAAGUAUCCCAAGGAAAACGAGUACGACUCGUACAUAAGCAAAUGUGGAGGAUUCGAUAACGCUAUCACCGAUCUGGAGGAGACAACAUUUUACUUCGAGAUCGACGAGAAGCACCUGGAGGGUGCGCUCGAUCGCUUCGCAAGCCUCUUCACGGAGCCGCUGAUGCUGCGCGAUUCGAUUUGCCGCGAGCGAGACUCGGUCGAGAGCGAGUUUCAAACGAACAACAACCGGUUCUCGUCGCGGCGCGAACAGCUGCUGGCGUCGCUUGGCCGCGACGACCAUCCGUGCAGUCUGUUCUCGUGGGGUAACCUGGAAACGCUCAAAAACAACAUCACGGACGAUGAGCUGUACACGGCGCUGCAUGACUUUCAGCGGCGCCACUAUUCCGCGCACCGGAUGCACUUUGCGGUGCAGGCCCCGUGCAGCUUGGAUGAGCUCGAGCGGCUGACGGUUGGCUAUUUCUCUUCCAUCCCGUGCAACGGGCUGCCGGCUGAUGAUCUGUCUCAGGGCUUCAACGAACGGAACGCGUUUCGCGACGAGUUCUACAGCAAGUUGUUCGUCGUGAAGCCGAUCUCGGACGUGUGCCAGCUCGAUAUCACCUGGUGUUUGCGGCCGAGCGUUAAGGACUACCAUGUAAAGCCAAUGGACUACAUCUCCUACAUAAUGGGCUUCGAGGGGAAGAAUAGCCUCACGAGCUACCUUAGAAAACACUCGCUAGCAUUGGAUGUAGAGGUAGGGGCCAACUAUGGGUUUGAGAAGAACUCGCUCUACACACUGUUCGGUAUUUCGAUCACGAUGACCGACCAUGGAUUCGAGAACGUCGAGGAGAUCCUGCGUGCGGUUUACUCGUUUGUGCGGCUUAUGAAGGCGAAAGGCGCGGACGAGCGUUUGUUUAGCGAGCUGCAGGAAUUGGAAGCGACCUCGUUUCGGUACCGGAAAGAGAAGGAAACGAGUGACAAUGUCGAAGAGUUGGUCGUUAACAUGCGUUACUAUCCACCGAAAGACAUCAUUACCGGGUCGGAGCUGUACUUCCGGUACGAUGCGGCCGAGAUACAGAGCGUUAUCGAUGAGUUCAACGAGGGUCGCUUCAAUCUGAUGAUAUCGUCCACGAAGCCGUAUCGAAAUGUGACGUACGAUCGCACGGAACGCUGGUUUGGCACCGAGUACACGGAGCUGGAGAUUCCGCCCGAGUGGAAAAGACUGUGGGAAACAGCGCAGCCGAUGCAGGAAAUCCAGCUUCAGGAGAAGAACCACUACAUUUCCACCAACUUCAGCAUACUGGCGGACGAGGAUCAAACCAAGCUCGAGAUACCUCCUUAUCCGGAGAAAAUUUUUGAAAACAACGUCGGCGAACUGUGGUUCCGUCAGGAUUCGAAAUUUAGGCUCCCGCUGGCGCUGAUGUACUUUUACAUAAUAUCGCCGCUACCCAUUAGCGACCCUCGAAGUUGCGCGCUGACCGGGUUCUUUGCUUCCAUGGUGAAGUUCCAAAUCGCGGAGGAGCUUUAUCCGGCCGAGGUUGCCGGUCUCAACUACGAGCUGUACUCCGCCGAGAAGGGGCUGUUGCUAAAGGUGGACGGUUACAACGAAAAGCUACCGAUCAUUGUCGAUGAGAUAACGGCUGCGAUGGGUCGGUUUUCCGAAACGCUCAGCGAUACUGUGUUCGACCUGAUUAAGUCCAAACUGGAGAGGGUGUACUACAACGAGCUGAUGAAGCCGAACAAACUGAAUCGCGAUGCUCGGUUGAAGGUGGUGCAGCAAAACCACUGGACGACGUGGGAAAAGUUCGGGUACCUGAAACAGUUCACUCCGGACGACAUCCGGCAGUUUGCGAGAGCCUUUUUCGCUGGCAUUAAGGUGCAGGUGCUUGUGCAGGGUAACCUUCACUCGGACACGGCCAAGCAGGUGAUGCAGAAAGUUUUGCACAACUUUAACGGAACCGCCAUCAAGGACGAGUUUACCGAUUUUCUGCACCCGGAGGAGAGCGAACAGAUGCGCGACGUCGUUGUGACGGAAACGAUCGAGGACAUCGAUAAGGACAAGGACGGCAAGGUGUCGGUCGAGGAGUACAUUGGUGACAUGUACCGGGGCGGUGAGGAUAACGAAGAGGAGCCGGACUGGGUGAAACAUGAGCGGGAAACCUUCAGCAACUUCCGCGAUAAAAAUAAGGAUGGCCUGAUGGAUGAUCAGGAAGUGAAGGAUUGGAUCACGCCCGCCGAUUUCGAUCAUGCCGAGGCCGAGGCACGCCACUUGAUCUAUGAGGCAGAUUCGGAUGCAGAUGAAAAGUUAACGAAAGAGGAAAUCAUCGAAAAGUAUGACCUCUUCGUGGGCUCACAAGCCACCGACUUUGGAGAGGCGUUAACGCGACACGAUGAAUUCUGAGGACAGUGUUCAGGGCACGUUUAGGAACGGUCUUUGUAUUGCUUCUGCGACGAUGGGAGAGGAGAGCGGAGCUUUAGUUUUAGAAAUCACCAUACGCUGGCGUGAACGUCUUCCCAUGUAACCAUCGAUCAUUGAUUCGUUUAGUCACUUAGUUGUAUGUCAACAAACAGAUCUGAUAGAACGCUCGUUUGAAACUUAUUAUUUGGUUCUUAAGCAUUGCUGGUGGACACCGACGAUUGCUGCUUAAUACUUUACUGCCAAAUUGCGUGUUCGCGGCAGGGCAGGUUGACCAAACCCGACUCCAGUUAAGAAUUCGUGAGAACCAUUUAGUACAUAGCAUUUAGGCAGGAGACAAUGACAAUCUCGCCUAGCGCAUAAGAAGGGUGGCAACAUCAAUAUCAGCAAGCAUGUUUACUGUAUUGAACGAGGCUUUGAAGAGGAAAUAAAGUAAAA